Messenger RNA from Cyphellophora attinorum, 1422 nucleotides. RefSeq lists its product as uncharacterized. The record is from RefSeq and is a predicted model, not a curated record. The transcript has 2 exons. NCBI's taxonomy places the organism in Eukaryota, Fungi, Ascomycota, Eurotiomycetes, Chaetothyriales, Cyphellophoraceae. Gene Ontology annotation, molecular function: proteasome binding. The coding region runs from base 1 to 1422 and encodes 473 amino acids. Gene Ontology annotation, biological process: proteasome assembly.
AUGGCGUCUAGCGGAGGCCACAUACUGGUGCCGCAAGCCAUGCGGCUGCUCCGGUAUGGCUUCGACAAGGCCGCUAAGUUGAUCCGUGAUCGACUGCCGCAAGCAACGCGAGCUGUCGAGACACAGGCGCAGCCGGUCUAUGCACGUAUCGUCCGAACGUCCGUCAACCGACUCGCCGCUAUCAAGCAAUCCCAGAGCCGCUGGCAUUCGAACAAGGCAACCAUCAACAAUACCAUACGCCAAUUCUCCUCUCAAUCUGCAGGUCCGAGAACACGGGCUUCCUACCCUUCUUCACGUACGGCGAGCGCAGUGAGUCAACUCACUUCGCGUACGCCCUUCGCUUCCCAGCUCCGACCCAACUUGACCGGAGGCACACUCGCACGCCACGCAGGUGGCUAUGGUCUCGGAGGUGGAGCAAGAUCAGGCGCCAGAUACUUCUCUCACUCUCCAGCUGCACCAGCGCAGGUCAUCAACAAUGUCUCGCAGGCAGCGCGUGCGUUCUGGUUGGGUGGCUCCAAGGCUAGAUUCGAUGGCUACAGUGAGAGAACUGGAGAGAAAAGGUAUCGUGCGGUGUCCGAUGUCCAGGACGACAUCCGUCACGCCCUCGAAAUGCACGCUCCGGCUGCAAAGGGCUCUUUCAUCGACUUCAAGGUCUCACCAACUAUCACUGCCGUUGGACCUCUGGCCAGUCUGCCUCGUUCAAGUGUUUCGAGUCCUGCCUGUGAACUCGAGCAGUAUCCCGAAGCUACGGGUCUGAACAACGCUUUGCUUAUGUCCAGCCUUGGGGUCGACUUUGCUCGAGCAUUGAAAGAUCUUGCUGCAAUCUUCAAUGAUCUGAAACACCUCUCGACUCUCGGCGAUCUGCCCAUUGCUUUACACGACUCAAGCACCCUCCGGGUACGCUUUCCUGGCUGUGACAUUGACACUGUCGAAGCAUUGUGCACGGAGCUCAACAUCCGUCGCGGAAUCGUUGGGCAAGAUGAAGGCUUCGAUAUUGCUGCAGGGACCGAGAUGGCGCUACUGUUUCCGUUUGCUCCUUCCAAGAACUGCUCAGAGGCUGGCAUCGAUGCCGUUCUGCGACCGAAGAAGAGGCUUCGCACAACGCGUGACAAAGUAGACUGGCAACAUAUGAUGCAAGCUCCGGCAGCGUUAUCGCCAGGCUACUCUCACCAAUCAGCCACAAGCGACUACUCUGUCGUAGAAGGUGCCAGCGAACUGCAGGAGAAUCCUUGGCUGAGCCCGCUCUCUGGCUACUCAAGCUUACACUCCAGCGAACUUGGUGUAAACGACGAUGUGGCUGCCUAUUUCACGCCUCGUCACGAUUGUCAUCCACGGCAACAUGGCACGGAUGAUCCGACAGGAUACGACGGUAUCGAAGGCAUACAUCGCUUCCUGCAGGAGUGCAGUCGCGCACAGCACUAG